Messenger RNA from Cucurbitaria berberidis CBS 394.84, 528 nucleotides. RefSeq lists its product as uncharacterized. NCBI's taxonomy places the organism in Eukaryota, Fungi, Ascomycota, Dothideomycetes, Pleosporales, Cucurbitariaceae. The record is from RefSeq and is a predicted model, not a curated record. The transcript has a single exon. Bases 1 to 528 code for a protein of 175 amino acids.
AUGGCGCUCAACUUCCUUUCACGUAGAUCGAUGAAGGGCGAAAAAGCGACAUUCGGCACGUCCUUUUGGUCAAACUUCACCAUCACAGGCGCUCUGCGCAUCCUGCUCCGCCUGUUCCAGUUUGUCCUCGGCCUGACGGUCAUCGGGCUGUACGCCGUGGACCUCAGCAACGCGCGCAAAGCGGGCAAAUACGUCGACAGCAAAUGGGUGUGGGCGGUCGUCUGCGGCACGCUGGGCGCCGUCAUCAGCCUGGUGUUCAUGCUGCCGCUAAUCAAAGCGUGGUUCUUCUUCUACGUCGAUUCCUUUGUGUUUCUGUGCUACCUGGUUGCGUUUGGCAUCUUUGGGAAGAUGUACAUCAAGGAGAAUCCAGAGGGCAACAAGGGCAUUAUCCGCAUGAAGAACGCGGUGUGGGUGCUGCUUACGAAUAUGCUGCUUUGGUUCCUUACCGCCGUUCUCGGCGCGGUCGUCUUCUGGAGGAGCAGGAAGGCAAGGACUACUCAUACUGGACGUGCGGGUCAGCAUGUCUAA